UGUAUAUAAAGGAAGGGAAACACUUGUGUUUUUGCAUCGAACAAAACACUUGACACAUAUCAAAAAAAAAAAAUCAAUCAAGAAAUGGCGAUGUCAGGAACAUAUGUGGCGGAAGUACCGCUGAAAGGGUCGGCGGAGAAACACUAUAGGAGAUGGAGGAGCCAAAACAACCUCUUCCCGGACGCCAUCGGCCACCAUGUCCAAGGUGUCACCGUCCACGACGGCGACUGGAAAUCCCACGGUUCCAUCAAAUCCUGGAACUACACACUCGAUGGGAAGCCGGAAGUCAUCAAGGAGAAGAGAGAUAUAGACGACGAGAAGAUGGCAUUGACGUUCAGAGGACUAGAGGGGCACGUGAUGGAGCAGUACAAGGUGUAUAACGUCAACUUACAGUUCAUUCCCAAGUCGAAGGAAGGCUGCGUCUGCAAAGUCACUCUGAUAUGGGAGAAGCGCAAGGAAGACUCCCCCGAACCAGUCAACUACGUGAAGUUUGUCAAGAGCUUAGUUGCUGACAUGGACGACCACGUCCUCAAGGGCCAGAACAAAGCUUAAAAACCUCAUGGACCAUGGUCAUCGUCGUAAAUUAUCCUUAUGCAUGUGUGUCUUUAAUUUGUGUUUGUCUCGUACGUGCCUUUUAUCACCCGCCUCUACAUGUUAUGCUAAUGAUAAUGGCGGUCUUGUAUGCUUAUGUAUCAUCUCUGUCUGUGAUGUUGUUAUAUGCGUGUUCGUAAGAAAAUAAGUGUGUGCUAGUUAUACGAUUUUGUGUCAGAUAUAUAUAUAUAAGGCGGAUGUAUAUUAGUCUCAUGACUCUCACUAUCUAUCUCAUAAUUAAUUUUAAAACAGAAAAAAGAAAGAUUUUCAUGAGGGGAGGUAUUGAUUAACCAAAAUCCAAAAUAUCCAUUAUUCUGAAACAAAAUCAGACAUACAAAAGAAAACAUGCAAAUCUUUUCUCCGUCUUAAGACUCCCACCUCAAAGUUGCUCUUUUUUUUCUUUUCUGAACCAUUUUCUACUUGCUUUCGAUUUCCGACCGUGACACUGUUCACUCUAUUCAAUUCGAGUUUUCUGAUACAUAUGAUUUUAACCUGUAGUUUGAUAGUGAGGGAAUGUUUAAUAAGGCCCAUUAGGAAUUAUUCGGCCCAUAUAUGUGGGGUAGCAAAAGUUGACUAUAAUCAACCAUCAACCGCCUCGUGCCCUUUUUUUAUACAUCAUAGGACAUAAAGGAUCAAAUGUCACAGUCACUCAACUAUAUACCAAAGGGUCACGAGUGAAGUCUACGACCACCUGACCUCUGUCUGUUUUUAUAAUCUCUUAAACAUGUUCCUAAACCAGUUUCAAAUUUUCAUUUACAAAGAACAUCUGCAUUUCCCAUUUUCACACAUAGUAUGGAAUUAUUUAUGCAAUUGACCCUGAACUAUAUCUUUCACAACAAAAAGGUGGACAUUUUUUUUUGGUGUAGUA
Messenger RNA from Arabidopsis lyrata subsp. lyrata, 1459 nucleotides. Its product is annotated as MLP-like protein 328. Gene Ontology annotation, biological process: defense response. The record is from RefSeq and is a predicted model, not a curated record. NCBI's taxonomy places the organism in Eukaryota, Viridiplantae, Streptophyta, Magnoliopsida, Brassicales, Brassicaceae. The coding region runs from base 85 to 552 and encodes 155 amino acids. The transcript has 2 exons.